CGUUGCACUGAAGACGAAACCUCAGGGAGGUCAGGCGCUGUCUCCUUCUCUCGCAGCCCGGUGGCUCCUCCACACUUGCAACCUGCUGGGUCCGGGAGAACACCACCCUCGGGAGAAGCCAAGAGAGGAUACUACAUGGUAAAGGUUCUACCAAAGAUUCCAAGGAGAUAAUCGCCACCGCUACUUCCUCCUUGAACCUACUGAUACAUAGACGGGGUUGGGUGGCCAAACCCAUCACUGACACCCCGUCCCAGGCGCCCAGCCACCCUUCACCACUACCAUGGCCGAAGACGCUGACAUGCGCAAUGAGCUGGAGGAGAUGCAGCGAAGGGCCGACCAGCUGGCUGAUGAGUCACUCGAAAGCACCCGUCGUAUGCUGCAACUGGUUGAAGAGAGUAAAGAUGCUGGUAUCAGGACUUUGGUUAUGUUGGAUGAACAAGGAGAACAACUGGAACGCAUUGAGGAAGGGAUGGACCAAAUCAAUAAGGACAUGAAAGAAGCAGAAAAGAAUUUGACGGACCUAGGAAAAUUCUGCGGGCUUUGUGUGUGUCCCUGUAACAAGCUUAAGUCAAGUGAUGCUUACAAAAAAGCCUGGGGCAACAAUCAGGAUGGAGUGGUGGCCAGCCAGCCUGCUCGUGUGGUGGACGAACGGGAGCAGAUGGCCAUCAGCGGUGGCUUCAUCCGCAGGGUAACAAAUGAUGCCCGAGAAAAUGAAAUGGAUGAAAACCUGGAGCAGGUGAGCGGCAUCAUUGGAAACCUUCGUCACAUGGCCCUGGAUAUGGGCAAUGAGAUUGAUACACAGAAUCGCCAGAUCGACAGGAUCAUGGAGAAGGCUGAUUCCAACAAAACCAGAAUUGAUGAGGCCAACCAACGUGCAACAAAGAUGCUCGGGAGCGGUUAAAUGUGCCCACCUAUGUUCUUUUCCAAAUGCUGUCAGGCAAGGCAGCAACUUCAUGCUUUUUUCAUGGUAUUACCUAGUAGGUCUACAUACAUACACGCAUCAGUCCACCUCCAUUGUAAAUGUUGUAUUGUGUCAUCCAUCAACUUCCCAAAAAUAUUGUGUCUUUUGUUCUUUCUGAGUCUCUCUCUUUCCAAAGGUUGUAUAUAGUGGUCAUUUGGUGGCUCUAACUCCCAAUGUAAGAUGUCUUGGGUUUCAUUUUUCUUUUUCUCUCCUCAGUGGCGUUUGCUGAAUGACAAUUUAAGGAAUGUGCUGUUGAUUUUUUCAAUACAGAGUAUUGUUCUUGUAAAACUGUGACAUUCCACAGAGCUGCUGCCACGGUCCUUUCUUUGGGUGUUGGGCUCUGAAACUCUCAAAAUUUGCUGUCUUUGGUUCCUCCUGGCUGUCAUCUGUCUUUAUGAUUUCACGAUUAGACAAAUGUGGAAUUACAUAACAGGCAUUGCACUAAAAAUGAUGUGAUUUAUGCAUUUAUGCAUGAGAACUAAAUAGAGUUUAGAUUCCUACUUAAUAAAAUCUUUCCAUGACAGCAGCAUACUGAUGAAAACACACACACACAUGCAACAGCAACAACAAAACAGCAAAGCAUGUUCAGUAUUGAGACUGUCAAGAUUAAUUUAUACCAGCAAAACUGCAGUAGUGUCACUUCCUUUCUGUCAAGAUAGUCUUAUUAAUCAUCAUCAUCCUUUUUAAAAAAAAAAAAGAAUUUUUUAAAAAGAUGAAUUUGACACACUCACCAUUCAAUCAUUUCCAGCAAAAUAAACAUUUGGCUGAAACUAUGUCAAAUGAUUGUAAUAUAGGGUUUGUUUGCUGCUUUUGAAGACUGUGUUUUGAGAAAGCAAUCUUGCUUUGAAACAGUGUGGAGAUGUAAAUUUUCUAAGGCUGACUCUUACUAAUCACCGUUUUCCCUGUGAUUUGUUAUCAGUACAGUUCUCUGUUGCUUAAUCUAGAGCUAUGCACACCAAAUUGCUGAGAUGUUUAGUAGCUGAUAAACCUUUAAAAAUAAUAUAAAUGAAUGAAAUAUAAACUGUGAGAUAAAUAUCAUUACAGCAUGUAAUAUUAAAUUCCUUCUGUCUCCUCUGUCAGUUUGUGAAGUGAUUGACAUUUUGUAGCUAGUUUAAAAUUAUUAAAAAUUAUAGACACCAAA
Molecule: messenger RNA, 2102 nt
Organism: Pipistrellus kuhlii (Kuhl's pipistrelle)
Lineage: Eukaryota; Metazoa; Chordata; Mammalia; Chiroptera; Vespertilionidae
Gene: SNAP25
Product: synaptosome associated protein 25
Exons: 9
Coding region: 281-901 (206 amino acids)
Biological process (GO): exocytosis; synaptic vesicle fusion to presynaptic active zone membrane; synaptic vesicle priming
Cellular component (GO): synaptobrevin 2-SNAP-25-syntaxin-1a-complexin I complex; plasma membrane
Molecular function (GO): voltage-gated potassium channel activity; syntaxin-1 binding; SNAP receptor activity
Source: RefSeq, a predicted model, not a curated record